Messenger RNA from Euleptes europaea (tarantolino), 936 nucleotides. RefSeq names its product taste receptor type 2 member 40-like. The coding region runs from base 1 to 936 and encodes 311 amino acids. Gene Ontology annotation, biological process: detection of chemical stimulus involved in sensory perception of bitter taste; sensory perception of taste; G protein-coupled receptor signaling pathway. Gene Ontology annotation, molecular function: bitter taste receptor activity; G protein-coupled receptor activity. Gene Ontology annotation, cellular component: membrane. Lineage: Eukaryota; Metazoa; Chordata; Lepidosauria; Squamata; Sphaerodactylidae. The transcript has a single exon. The record is from RefSeq and is a predicted model, not a curated record.
AUGGACAGAAACAUGUUUUCCCCACUGGGUGUCUUUUUUCUGGUCGUUUUUGGGAUCGAGUCUAUUGUUUCCCUCUUAGGGAAUGGAUUCAUCAUGGUUGUGUAUGGCUACAGCUGGCUGCAAAGCAAGAAGAUGCUCCCUUGUGAUUUCCUACUGACCACUCUGAGCCUCUCCAGAUUUCUUUGGCAAUGGGUUUCCAUGAGCAGUGAAUUUCUAUAUUUCGACUCUCCAGAGACAUACAUGCAUAGUACAAAACACCAGGUAGUCACCAUUUCCUGGAUGUAUUUGAACACAGCCAACCUUUGGUGUGCCACCUGGCUCAAUGUCUUCUACUGUGUGAAGGUGACCAACUUUGCUCAUCCUCUCUUUGCCUGGCUGAAGCUAAGAAUUGGGGCGUUGGUGCCCAGAUGCCUCGGAAUAUCUCUCCUAGCUUUCAUAAUCUGCUCUAUAUAUCCUGUCUUGAGGUCCUUUGAAGAUGAAAAAUGCCGCAAUUUCACAGGAAACCUGCCAGAGAACACCAGCCAAAGUGAGGCUCAAGUCCACUACUAUUUUAAGGUUUUACAUGUUCUCCUACUUUAUUUUACUGCCAUCAGUUUUAGCAUCUGCUUGACAGCGUCCAGUGUUUUGCUUCUCUCUCUGUGGAGGCACACAAGAAACCUGAAGAAGAGCUGCCUCAGCACCAAGGACCUCAGCACUCAGGCCCACCUCAACGUCAUCAAGCCUUUGCUUCUCUCGCUCUUCUUCUACAUUCUACAUUAUGCUGCCAUGAUCAUUGCCUUCACUAAUACUCUCAAGUUCGGCAGUCCUGAGCGGCAGAUUUCUGACAUCGUCGUGGCUUUGUAUCCUUCUGCGCAUGCCGUCAUCUUGAUAUUCACCAAUCCCAAACUGAAUAAAGCAUACAUCCGUGUUAUAAACUUCAUAAGAAGGGCUUCCUAA